Molecule: messenger RNA, 2043 nt
Organism: Rhizophagus irregularis DAOM 181602=DAOM 197198
Lineage: Eukaryota; Fungi; Glomeromycota; Glomeromycetes; Glomerales; Glomeraceae
Source: RefSeq, a predicted model, not a curated record
AUGGUAAUAAUUGAGAAAAUUGGCAAUUACCCAGAAGAUGACACUAUUAUCUAUAAACAGAGGAAUGAAAAGGGAAUAGUUAAUCGGAGUUUUACCUAUAAAAUAAUUACAGUAGGAAAAUACCCAGAUAAAAAGAUUCUUCAAGUUACUCGUGCACCAAACUGUUAUCCUAUUCCUGAUGAUUACAAAAUACAAACAAAGUGGGGACGCGGAAAUGAAAACAAGAAAUUUACCGAAAGUAAUGCCAAAACAUCAGGAAUUUUACUUUUUGGAUUACAACUUAAUAAAUUAAAAGAAUAUCGAGAAACGAAAUCAGUCAAACCACACACAAAGAUUUUGAAGCCUGUUAAUGAGAUGACAACUUCUGGAUUGACAAAACGAGCAACGAAGAUAUCAUCUAAAGUGUCAGAACAAUUUUCAGAAAUUGCCAACAACUAUUAUCUUUCAGAAGAUGUUCCGUUAUUGAAAUCAAUAGAAUUUAGCGUUAAAGAUAAAAGAUAUGAUAUCUAUUAUGGAAAAGAAAAUCAAGUUUUAAAACAUAAAAAAGAAGUUGCAAUUGUAAGAGCAAUGGAUAAAAGCAGAAUUUCGCGUGAUGGAUAUAGAUAUCUUACGGCAAUUGAGCCAAAUUUACCAAAAGAAAAUGCAAUAUCUGAGCAAAAAGUCUUUAUUAACAAUUUAAUGGAACAAAAUGUUAAAAUUAAAAUUAUUAAUAUUGAAGCAACAGCAGAAGUGAAUCCUGAUGAAGUACCACAUAUUAUGGAUGAAAAUAUUGUAGAAACAGUUAUUAAUUCAGUGGGUAAAGCAGGAGUUCGAAGUAUUAAAGAAAUUUUAAUAUUUCUAAUACCAAGUUUAGUUAGAAAAAAUAUUUUAAAUUCAUCACAACCUAUUAUUUCAAUUAGAAUUUCAGGGGAUGGAAGAAAUGUUAGCCGAAAGGUUAAGCAUGUUAUGAUUACAUUUGCAAUUCUUAACCAUAAAAAAGUUCUUUUUUCCCCUGAAUAUCAUUACACUCUUAUUCUUUAUCCUGGGUCUGAAGAAUAUAAUACUUUGGAUAUAACUACGAGGUUAUUAAGAGAAGAAUUAUGGCAGCUAAAAAAUCAAGGACUAACUAUUGGAUUUAAUUCUCCAACAAGUAACUAUUUUUGUCCUUGGUGUUUAAUUAAAAAGAAUCAACAUAGUGAUUUAGAUGCUAAUUGGACAAUCUCAAAAAAUAUGAAUAAUCUGAGAAAUAAUUAUACCUUUUAUUCAGGUCAUCAUAAAAAGCCAUUGUUUGAUAUGAUUGAAAUAGAAAAUUAUUUAGUUGAUGAAUUACACGUUAUGUUAAGAAUUACCGAUAGACUUUGGAGCUUAGUAAUAUAUGAGGUAAUUGAAUCAGGAUUUUUUGAUAUAGCACGUGAAGUUAUUAUUAAAGAAAUGCAGCGUAUUGGUGUUCGCUUUCAAUUUUGGCAAGAAAGAGAUUCCAACAAAUGGUCAUAUACUUCGCUUAUGGAACAAGAAAAACUUAAAGUAUUACGUAAUUUUAACUUAGAAACAAUUCUAGAACCUACUCGAGCAAAGGUGAUAAGAAAAUUAUGGGAUGAUUUCAAUGAUCUUUAUAGUGCUUUAAAAAAUGAAUAUACUGAUCCUAUAGAAUUUCAAUCAGCUGCUAAAGCAUGGCUUAAUUAUUUUCUUACUCCUUCAAUUGGAAAUCCUGAAGAUUCUGAUUUUAUUAAAGGCCUUUAUCGACCUGUUGAUAUCACUCCAUAUAUGCAUGUAUUAGUAUGGCACAUAUGGGAAUUUAUGGAAAAAUAUAAUAAAUGGGGUAUUAAAUCUUUUUCCUGUUCUCCAGUUGAAAAGAAGAAUCAUAUGCAAGUAUCAUUUUUUUUUCGCAAAACUAUGAAAGAUGGAGGCAAGCUUGUUAAUUCUAAGGCUGCAAUAGUAGAAAUUCUUGAAGAAGAAAACAGAUCACUUUAUGAAUUAUCUGAUAAUAUUUCUUUUAUUUGUGAUAGACCUCAAAAAAUUAGAAUUAUCAAUAAAAAAAUUAAACCUAAUAGAGUUCAAAUUUAA